AUGAUGGAGCAUGAAGCAGCGAAAGCAACGGGCCGAGACCGGGGCCGAAAACGCAAGCUUAGUGGCGAGCAAAACGAAGAAGGGGCGACGAGCGAGCAAACAGCAAGUGGUUCCGGAGUAGUGGCCGCGGCUAUCAACAUCAGAACGCCCGAGACACAUGAUGCUAAUGAUUCGGACGAUUCGAACAGUUCCGGGAACCAAGCAUCAUCGUUUGACGGUGAUGAUUGCGAAGGUGCUGACGACGAGACCUCCGAGUCGGACGAAGAGGAAACUGCAUCGGACCGGGAGUUGCUGGACGACUGCCCUCAGCAGGUCGACUCUGCGCACGACCACCGUCUUGCGGACCAAGAAAGAGAGAUCAGAUCGAGCGACAUGGUGAGUUCGACCUGA
Klebsormidium nitens is the source of this 390-nucleotide messenger RNA. NCBI's taxonomy places the organism in Eukaryota, Viridiplantae, Streptophyta, Klebsormidiophyceae, Klebsormidiales, Klebsormidiaceae. The record is from the annotation of a GenBank genome assembly.